GCUGCCGAAGGGGGCGGGCGCGCGCAGGAGGAGUAGAGGCGUAGGGGGGCGGGGGACGGCUCGCUUGCUCGCAAGAUGGCGGACGAGGACGGGGAAGGGAUUCACCCCUCAGCCCCUCACCGGAAUGGAGGCGGCGGCGGGGGGUCUGGGCUCCACUGCGCCGGGAACGGCGGCGGGGGAGGCGGCGGCCCGCGGGUCGUGCGCAUCGUCAAGUCCGAGUCCGGCUACGGCUUCAACGUGCGGGGCCAAGUGAGCGAGGGCGGGCAACUGCGGAGCAUCAACGGGGAGCUGUACGCGCCGCUGCAGCAUGUGAGCGCCGUGCUGCCCGGGGGGGCGGCCGACCGCGCCGGGGUGCGCAAGGGGGACCGCAUCCUGGAGGUGAACGGCGUGAAUGUUGAGGGGGCGACACACAAGCAGGUGGUGGACCUGAUCCGAGCAGGAGAGAAGGAAUUGAUCUUGACAGUGUUGUCUGUACCUCCUCAUGAGGCUGACAACCUAGACCCCAGUGACGACUCCUUGGGACAAUCAUUUUAUGAUUACACAGAAAAGCAAGCAGUGCCCAUAUCGGUCCCCACAUACAAACAUGUGGAGCAGAAUGGUGAGAAGUUUGUGGUGUACAACGUUUACAUGGCAGGGCGGCAGCUGUGUUCUAAGCGGUACCGGGAAUUUGCCAUCCUGCACCAAAACCUAAAAAGAGAGUUUGCCAACUUUACGUUUCCUCGACUUCCAGGAAAGUGGCCAUUCUCAUUAUCAGAACAACAGCUAGAUGCCCGGCGUCGGGGAUUGGAAGAAUAUCUAGAAAAGGUGUGUUCCAUCCGAGUCAUUGGUGAGAGCGACAUCAUGCAGGAGUUCCUGUCAGAGUCUGAUGAGAAUUACAAUGGUGUGUCUGAUGUAGAGCUGAGAGUAGCAUUACCGGAUGGAACAACAGUUACUGUCAGAGUUAAAAAGAACAGUACUACAGACCAAGUAUACCAGGCUAUCGCAGCAAAGGUUGGCAUGGACAGUACAACAGUGAAUUACUUUGCCUUAUUUGAAGUGAUCAAUCACUCCUUUGUACGUAAGCUGGCACCUAACGAAUUUCCUCAUAAACUCUACGUCCAGAAUUAUACGUCUGCUGUACCAGGCACCUGCCUGACGGUUCGCAAGUGGCUCUUUACAACAGAAGAAGAAAUCCUCUUAAACGACAAUGACCUUGCUGUUACGUACUUCUUUCAUCAGGCUGUGGAUGAUGUAAAGAAAGGUUACAUUAAAGCAGAGGAGAAGUCUUACCAGUUACAGAAGCUAUAUGAACAAAGGAAAAUGGUCAUGUACCUCAACAUGCUGAGGACUUGUGAGGGCUACAACGAGAUCAUCUUCCCACACUGUGCCUGUGACUCCAGGAGGAAGGGGCAUGUUAUCACGGCCAUCAGCAUCACGCACUUCAAACUUCAUGCCUGUACUGAAGAAGGACAGCUGGAGAACCAGGUAAUAGCAUUUGAAUGGGAUGAGAUGCAGCGAUGGGACACAGAUGAAGAAGGAAUGGCCUUCUGUUUUGAAUAUGCACGAGGAGAGAAGAAGCCUCGAUGGGUUAAAAUCUUCACACCAUAUUUCAAUUACAUGCAUGAAUGCUUUGAGAGGGUGUUCUGCGAGCUCAAGUGGAGAAAAGAGGAAUAUUAGUUAGAGACUGAUUAUCCCAUGUGAGCCAGGACUUUCUCGCAGCGAGGCUGGCCUCUGGAUGGUGAAUGGGCUCUGCAAAAACAGCCCGGCUUCUUCCCUGUGUAGAGGGUGGACACUGGCUGCAGGCUCUCCCAUCUCUCAUGACUUCAUGGACCCUCUUCUACUUGUUUGAUUGAUUUUUGUUGUUGUUGUUUUAAUCAAAUAACCCUCCAUGUUGUUGCUGACCCAGGAGAGCUCCUGCCCUGAGCUUAGCCAUCUGACUGGAUAAGUCACAGUACAGUCCUUCUUCACUAACCGAGAACAUGUAUGUGGGGGAAAUUUGUUGCUACUCAGUGCUGGAGCAGAAUUUAGAAGACUCUGUCAAAAUACUUAGCUACUUAUUCUCAAAGAAAAUCAGGAAGUGAAUAGGUCCAGUCAGUCAUGUGGAAGUUGAUGUUCUUGCUAUAGUAGAAAGAACACUGGGCUCUGGAAGUCAUCUGGGAUUUCUCCUGCUUCUUUUAUCUGUGAUUUGGGCAAAGCAACCUCCUUAGAUCUGAAUUGUCUCUUGUAACAGGAAGACUGAGCCAGGUGGUCCUAUUGAGAGUCCUCCAUGCUCAGAGGCUGUGGUUCUGAGUGGGAAGUGGAUCCAGUUGUCAGCCAGGCUUGCUGCUCCUGCUGUGUGUGCGGGCUGUCUCCAGACUGGAGGCCACACUGCUCCUCAGUAAUUCUUCUUUUCUUUUCCUUUCAGAAUAUUUUCCAGAUGACGAGGUCACAGCAGAGGGAUGUGGCCACCUAGCCUUGCCUCAUCCCUUCCCUUCUCCUUGUCCUCAUCCUCUUAGCCUUUUGUCUCCCAUGCCAGACAGUAACCAUUAACACAAAAGAAGAAAAAAAGUCAUACAUCCCAAAGUCCUAAGCUAAAUAUUAUUAAUACUUCCCUGUGAAUUUCACAUCUCUGGAACUGAGCUGGUAGAGAAGAGCAGGUUGAUAGUGCCAGAAGUCCACUGAGAUCAGACAGAAAUAAGGCCAACCAACUCGCCAAAGGCAUCUUGGUCGUUUUCUGGGCCUCAUACCAACAGACUCUCCUUGUACUAUAUUUUUAAAACUGGAACUAUGAACUCCAUCCAUUUGCACUGUUCAAGCAUAUAUAUGUAUGUAUGUAAAAAAUUAUAUAUACACAAAUUAGCUGCACGUAUAUACAUAUAUAUUUCUUUUUAAAUUUCAUAUUGAUGGCAGUACCUUUUUUAGCUUGUGUUUUUACACACCUUCACUGAUUCAUGAUCUCUCUCUUGCUCUCUUUAUUUUGAAACAAACUUUAAAAAGGAAAAAAAAUUACAGGGAAAAUACCUCUCCUCAUGAAGGACUCGAAAAGUUUACAACCUGCUUGGGUUUUCCCCCCUUUUUGUAUCGAGUACAGUUUCUGGCUGUUGGUUUGCCAGGGAGUCUGAGGAGCAAGGAGUGUAGUGUCUUUAUCUUCAAGAGGGUGCUGAGAGGAGAACGACUGUUUCUCAAGAGCAGUGAGGCUGCACGUCUGCAGGGACUCUAAAGAUCCAUGGUCUCAGUUCCAGGUCAUCUUCCUGGUCCGUCGCUCCCACUGUGACUCACUAGUCCAUUCUGCAUCUCCUUCCUGUUUCUUUAGGGCCCGAAACAGAGUUGAGGGUAGUCUCAGGAAGCUGUUCUCAUAGGCAGCUCUUCUUCUGCGACAGGGAUAGUAUUGGAGACUGGGAGUGAAGCUUGACAUCGGAGGCACAAAGGUUGGACGUGUGGAGGGAAGGAAGGAGGCAGUGCCUCAUAUCUAUAAGGGUUUUACCUCCUCCAUUCCUGUCCCGUAACCACCUAUGUUUUACAUCCUCCAAGACUUCCUGAGACAGUUGUCUGCGAGGGAGUGGCUUGGGUAAACUUAGAGUCUGAGUCUCUGUCAACCAUAGUCCUACUCAUGCCAGCUAAGGGCCCAGGAAGAGGUGGAAAUAUGCUUGAUGUUGGUUGAUUCCACUUUCUACUUCAAAGGGGACUGGAGAGAAGUCUCUCAAAGAGUUCUUCAUCUGGGGCUGGGGCUGGGGCUGGGGCUGGGCCUGGGCCUCAGUCGGUAGAGUGCUUGUCUAGUAUGCAUAAAGCCCUAGGUUCCAUUCCCAGCACCACAUAAACCUGGGUGAGGCAGUGCACACCUGUAAUCUCAGCACUUAGGAGGGGAGAACAGCAAGGUCAGAAGUUCAAGCCCAUCCUCUGCUAAAAUGUGAGCUCAAGGCUAUCCUGGAUUCCAUGAGACUCUCUCAGAAGUAGAAGAGGUUCUUACCUACCCUUGCAUUUAGACUUCCUAGGACCUAAGAACUACAUUUGGGACACAGGCCAGGGCUGGCACUAGGGUAUUAUUCUCAGACCUUGAGUUCCUGCUUCCCUGUUUUACCUUCCAAAUAGAAGCCUCCAUAGGCUGGCAUCCUUGGCUUUAUGUAGCUAGAAGGCAGCCAGAAUUGGGUGUAGUUGGCAGUGUUGGGUUUGGUUUAAAGUUUCUUUCAUACUGAUUUUGCAGAUUACUAUGAGGCCACUUUUCUGUCUCUAUAAUUCUGGUAGCCAUUUGUCUCAGGAAGGUGUGAACCUUUUAAGACAGCCUAUUCCUUCCCUCUCUGUGGGACCACAAAGUAUAAAAUAUAAGAAUGGGGAGUGUUUAAAGUUGAAGAAGAUAAUACUUGUUUUGAAGGCUUUAAUCCAGGAUCAACUCUUCUGGCUUUAAUAAUGUCUGAGUACCUUAAAAGUAGAUGCAUUGAUUUCUACUCCAAGAUGCUUUGGAGGCCAUCUUUGUUCAAACUAUAAAAAUAGCAACAGUGUGCCCCUGUUCCCUCAGCGGGAGAGGCAUGAAGGAGUCUAAUGAGAGCUUUCAGAGUAGAGACAGGGCUUUCUGGAGGUCCCGAAGAAUGAGCCCCAAAGGUGUUGUCCUGUUAACAGAAUCUGUGUAGGAGCAGAGCUGCCUUGAGGCAGUUUCAUAGCUGCAGCCAGGAGAUGGGAAGGAGGAGACCCAUAAGGCUCACAGUGGGGCUGCAGGCAUGGAGGCCACAGGAUCAAGCCCCUCUGCAUGAAGCUGUGUUAGAUGUAACUCUACUCCACCCCAUCUCCACCCCCAUUUCCCCUGCACUCCCUUUCUCCAACCCCUACUAUGGUUUUUAGUCCUGGCUUCUGCCCAGGGUGGCAUCUACCCAGUCUUCUUUUGCAGCUUAUCUCUGAGAAAGGGAAUCCCCCUCCCCAGCUUCACCCCAGCAGGAUCUUCCUGGUCUCCCAUUGUUUCCUCCAUGUUGAGUUUCUAUUCUCUGAGACAAAAAUUCAAGAGUUUUUUUAUGGACCCUGAGAAACUUGGCCCUGUAGGAAGCUUUGCUUGGGUAGUGCUUUGAGCUUGCCGCUCUUUGUACUUUUAUCCUGGUCUCCAUUUUUCUGCCCUCCCCAUGCUGAGGCCUAAGCUCAGCACAGCUACAGAUAUAUUAGUGCUCAGGGCAGCUCCGAGGCCUGGACAGAGCUCUCAGGGAGGAACGAGAUCAGUAUUCCAGCAUCCUCUUGCCUGCCCAUUUAGUUUUAUUUUUUAGUUUCCUGGGCCAGUAGCUUUGAGUUAUCCUCUUUUAUAGCUCCAAAUCCAGUGCUUGGAGCAGCAGAGUAGGGCACUGAUAAGAGGGGACACCUCUUUCAUCUCAGAAUUUCCAGCUUAAGGGCCAGCUCCUAGAAAGCGGUUUUCUUAAAGGGACCUGAAUGCAUAUGAGUUGUCCUCCAGUCUCCAGGACGGGAGGGUCUCCCUGCUCUCCUGUCCAUUAUGCUGUCUGGGGCAGGGAAUGGCCUCAGCACACUGCUGCUCCUUCACCAGUUUUAUGGGUUACUUUAACUUCCUUUUGGAGGAGGGGGAGUGUCUAAAUACUCAGAGCUGGAGGGAGGAGGCUAGGAGAAUGCCUCUUUAGCCCUCCACCUUGGGUUCCUCUUAAUCUAACCCUGAUUGCAUCUGCCAGGCCUCCUUUACCUAGACAGCAGCAGCUUCCUCAGUAGUAACUGAGGGUGUGUGGAGACUGGGCUCUGAAGACGGCCUGACGCUGGUGGGAGCUCUUGGCCAGCUGCUAAACACGGGUGCCAACUUGAUACCACGCCCCCCUUAAGCCAGUUCUUCCCAGGCCGUGCAUCCUUUAAUUUAUUUGAGAGAAGCUCUAAUUGUAUGUUCACUGCAGUGUCUUUUGUUUUUAUUUGUGAUUUAUGAAAUGUGAAGAGAAAAUGCAGAGACCACACCGGCUCCAGGGUUUCUCCAGCCCCUGCUCUAGAGCUAACCACUCUAAGAUUGUUUGGUAAUGUCACUUAGUGUAAUUAAUUGUAACAUAUUCUUUUAAAUAAAUUGAUUUAUUGAUGAAACAA
Peromyscus eremicus (cactus mouse) is the source of this 6006-nucleotide messenger RNA. RefSeq names its product sorting nexin 27 (gene Snx27). Gene Ontology annotation, cellular component: early endosome. The record is from RefSeq and is a predicted model, not a curated record. Gene Ontology annotation, molecular function: phosphatidylinositol-3-phosphate binding; protein binding. Bases 76 to 1656 code for a protein of 526 amino acids. Gene Ontology annotation, biological process: intracellular protein transport; signal transduction. NCBI's taxonomy places the organism in Eukaryota, Metazoa, Chordata, Mammalia, Rodentia, Cricetidae. The transcript has 12 exons.